CCCAACAAGAUGUGCUUAAACACCAUUCACCGACAACAAUUGAAAGGCCUAUAAAUAUUAAAUUAUAUACAUAAAGCUUGCACAUACAUCAAAUAUUACUACACACACACACACACACAUUUGUGAGUAUUCGGUAUUAUGCAUUAAAGAAAACUCAGUCCAGCUCCAUACAGCUACGGCUACACUAACCGACCCGGACUACAAACUACACUUAUUGCUGGAACGAUUUGAACCACGUACAUUGAAUAUCACAAGAUAGUAUGUGAAAUAAAUUAGGGCGGUUCCAAGAAAAUGAAAACAAAAAGAGAAAAGGAUGAGUACAUCGGUUAGUCCCAGUAUUAGGUGCAGCCUAAAUGACUGCAGCAGCCAGGCGACGUAGAGUUAUCCGGACUCUCUGCUGCUGACGGCGGUCUGUCUCCGCUGCUCCUCUCUGGUCCCAGCAGCCACAAUAAAACAACGACAGGCCGCAAAUGCAGCCGGGGAUCUCGCGUGACAUUCCGAGGGCAGCGGGGUGUACCAACCCACCCGGUCUGCGGGAGGAGACCCCGGGAGAAGAAGCGCAGGACCAUGAGGGGAGCACCGGGAAGAUGAAGAGGAGUGCAGCGGGAGAAGACGCCGCGGAGGAGGAGAAGACGCAGCGGAAUGGAGAAGCAGAGAAGCAGGUUCAAACUGUGCAGGAAGAAGAAGCCGGCAAAUACGAGGAGGAACUAGACCCAAGAAUUCAGGAGGAACUGGAGCACCUUAACCAGGCCAGCGACGAGAUCAACAAGCUGGAGCUGCAGCUGGAUGAUGCCAGGUCCAGCUACAGAAGAAUUCUCACAGAAUCUGCAAGGAAGCUCAAUUCUCAGGGCUCCCAGCUUGGUUCCUGCAUUGAUAAAGCAAGGCCUUACUACGAGGCUCGCAGACUUGCCAAAGAGGCCCAACAGGAGACCCAAAAGGCAGCACUGAGGUACGAGAGGGCUGUGUCUAUGCACACUGCUGCCAGAGAGAUGGUGUAUGUGGCAGAGCAGGGCCUCUUGGCUGACAGGAACACCAUGGACCCAACCUGGCAGGAGAUGCUUAACCACGCCACUGCCAAGGUGAAUGAGGCAGAAGAGGAGCGCCUUCGCAGUGAGCGGGAGCAUCAGCGAGUUACUCAGCUCUGUCAGGAUGCAGAGGCUCGAGUCCAGACCCUCCAGAAAGCCCUGAAGAAGGUCAUCCUCAAGUCCAAACCUUACUUUGAACUCAAGGCUCAAUUUAAUCAUAUUUUGGAGGAACAUAAGGCUAAGGUAGUACAGCUGGAGGAGCAGGUGGCAAAGGUUAAAACACGUUACUCUGUGGCUCUGCGAAACUUGGAGCAGAUAAGCGAGCAGAUCCAUGCACAGAGGGGACAAAACAGGGCCAGCAUGGGGCGUCCUGCAAUCUGCGGGGGACGGAGUUCCCCUGUAGGUGCGGAGGCUGAGGUCAGAGCCGCCACCGGGAUUCAAGUCAGUAGCUACGUGGGAGUCAGUGGAAUACAAAGCGACUGGGCCGGCGGAGAGAAAACCAGGCUGUGGGUGGAGAGGCACAGAGAGAGCGGCUGGGGUCAGAGGGAGAGGUUGGAGGCGGAGCAAGCCAGCUCAGACAGUUUGUCAGUCAUCAGCCUACAGACCAUCGCCUCCGACCUGGAAAAGUGUGAUUCGGUGGAGCACUUGGGUGACCUGAGUGAUGCUGGGAGUGUCCUGGGUGAAGAGUGGGACCGCGACAGGAAGCCUCAUAAGAGGCCAGUCAGCAGGGAAGUCACGUGCGAUAGGCCCCAGCAGGAGAUGACCCCCCAAGAGAAGGGAGAGGUUAGUAAAGAGAAGCAAGAGAGUUUUGUUAAGCAGCACCACAGAAGUGUUAGUCUGUGAUCAUCAGCAGAAGAGAGGUUAAUUGUGAGUGUAUGAUGAAGGAUCACAGAAGAACUUGAGAGAGUGCAGGGAGAAAGUGCCCUGACUGAAGGUGGUAGACAAGUUGGCAGGACUGUGAAUUGCAGAGGCUGACAGUGAUUGACACUCUGCAGCACUGACACUGCAGUCAGGACUAGCAGGGAGGGUUGGCAGGUGUGUCAGCUGCACACUAACAAAUCUUUACAUGACAGCAAUAAACACAUAGAGCAGCAGAGAAAGUCAAAACAACAAUAACAGUGUACAAUAGGCACUUUAACACAAACAGAAGAUACACAUACUUGUGUUUAAUUCAUCUACUGAUUUUGUCAAACCCUGUGCUGUGAUGGAAUCUGCUUGUUUUUGUUUCAGGGAUAGAUAAACAGGCUUGCUGUUAAAGGGACAAGUACAGUUUGGCCAUCAGUUGUAAUAACACUGAAUUAACUGAAGCAAGUGUUGUAACCUGAUCUGGGGACUUGGGGAAUUAAAAUUCAACAUGGCGUGAAACAUGAGUUGGAUUGUUGAACAGUUUAUCCACAUGACCUGAAGUACCGUGUCUGGCAAACUGUAAGUGACUCAAGUGCCACUAUUAAUUCCUGUACACAAAACUACAGUGCUUCAAGGUGUCACCUGGAUCAAGUUGAGCAAACAGGUUGCUCUGUGAACUGUGAUGGAUGUCUACAAAGAACGUUUUUGAUUUGCAGAACAGAGAAGAUCUUUACAAACGAAGAUUUACAAAGCAAAAAUGUCAGCCUCAUACUGAUGAAUUCUACAAAUGGAAUUAAAUGUUUGAAAGGCCUGAUCUUGUAUGACUGUUUAAAUAUAUUUACUUAAAAUCA
Acanthochromis polyacanthus (spiny chromis) is the source of this 2722-nucleotide messenger RNA. RefSeq names its product SH3-binding domain protein 5-like, b (gene sh3bp5lb). NCBI's taxonomy places the organism in Eukaryota, Metazoa, Chordata, Actinopteri, Pomacentridae. The transcript has 6 exons. Bases 471 to 1868 code for a protein of 465 amino acids. Gene Ontology annotation, molecular function: protein kinase inhibitor activity. Gene Ontology annotation, cellular component: cytoplasm. The record is from RefSeq and is a predicted model, not a curated record. Gene Ontology annotation, biological process: negative regulation of protein tyrosine kinase activity; intracellular signal transduction.